GAAUUUCCAAAAGAAAAUAAGAUUGCUCAAGAAAUAUUCUGGGACAUUCUAAAACAUUCUAUACAGCUAGAAGAUUGAUGUAUUUAAAUUUGCAAUAAGUGCAAUUUACAGUCAUCAAGAAAAAUGUUUAUAAUUUAAAAAGGCAUGAAGAUUUCUACAUAACAAUGAAGAGGACGUUCAUUAUUGCUUUUGCUUACUGCAUGAAAAUGUUUAUUAAAGUGACUGCGAAUUGUCAAACGGACUGCCCUGAUGUUUGCAACUGUACUGAGAUUAAAUUUAACCGCUGUACUGCAAUCUGUAAAGAUCAAAAUCUAACCCAAUCACCCGAUUCUUUUCCAAAGAAUACUACAGUAAUAGAUUUAAGUCGAAAUCGUAUUAAAAGUAUUCCAACGGAUAGUUUGAAACAUUUGAAUUUAUUAGAGGUGCUAAAACUUGACGAUAAUCUCCUUGAACGUUUUCAACCGACCACCUUUCAAGGUUUGUGGUCUUUGAGAGAACUCUCGUUAGAGUACAACCGACUAACUAUGACUUAUAAAUCCUUUCCUAUAAACCUGUUCCAAAAUUUAACAAAAGUGAAAAUUCUGAAAUUACGAGGUAACUUAUUACACAUAUCUACGACCUAUAUCGAUAAAACUAUUUCUCAUUUAACUUCACUGGAACAAUUAUAUAUGACAGGUUCUAUAGAUUCGCAUUUUGGAGCGGCAUAUGCAAAACUGUCAAAAUUAAAGUAUGUUAGCUUUGCUACAAAACGAAACAGCUCACAAAUGUCUUUUCUCACGGACAUUUGCUUUAGAAAUACACUGCAUAUUGUCUCUUUGAAUCUCAGUUAUUCUCAAAUAAGUGCAAUUAGAGUAGAAACUUUUAGACAUUUAAAUAAUCUGAGAGUUCUAGAUAUUUCAUAUAAUAAAAUUCACGUUGGAUACAUCCAUUUCUUCAAAAGUUUCUUGUCAAGUUAUCAUCUUGAAUAUCUUGUUCUCAAUAAUAUCAAUGAUGGGAAUAACCGUGGAUUUCCAUUAUUUACACCGGAAGCAUCUUGUUUAAAAUAUACAUCACUGAAAAGAUUUGAGUUUAAUUAUAACAGACUGGAAUAUAUUGAGCCCAAUUUUAUUUCUUCUUUGCCCAAAACAUUGGAAUACGCAUAUUUGAGAAAUAAUAUAUUAACAUAUGGAAAAUAUUUGCUUGAAAUCAAGACUUUAACCAACAUUAAAUUAAUUGACAUUAGUACGACGUUAUCACAUAAAAACCUUCCAUUAUUUCGUUAUAAAUUACUCAAUAGGGAUACUACUUACAGUUUUACAAUCUCUAAAUCUCUUAAAACACUCUUACUACAAGGUUGCCACUAUCAAUUUCCGAUACCACCAUUCCAUAUAAAAGAUGCAAAUGCAAUAAGAUUAAUUAAUGCAACGAAUAAUUUAUUUUGUCCAUGGAGUGGCCCAGUCCGAGGCUUAGAGCAAUUACAAAUUCUGGAUUUAAGUCACAACCAAUGCAAUAAUAUCAGCAACGAAUUCUUCACAUAUUUCACUGGUCUGCGACUUUUGAAUAUCGAAAAUAACGCAAUAGGAAUUUCAGGUCAAGUUGCCAAAGAAGGUUUCAGCAAAGCUUUUCUAAAUUUAACCAGCCUCGAAGAAUUACAUCUUUCAAAUAACCACGUUCAAUAUUUAUCAAACAACAGUUUGUUACAGCUGAAAAAUCUCAGAAUCUUAAAUUUACGCAACAAUUUAUUGAAAUCCUUUGAUGUAAAGAUUAGUCAUAUGUUAAAUUUAUCAUACUUAGAUUUAUCUAAAAACGUUUUACAGGAACUGUCGGAAAACACUUUUAAUGCUAUUGAAAAGAUAUCUGAACACCAUAAAUUCACUGUUAACAUAGAAAGCAAUAAAUUGAAAUGUGGUUGUGCACAAAUAAGAUUUCUCACUUGGCUGCACAAAGUACGGAAUUCAGGUCGUUUGAAAAUAAUGUACUCGAAAUGUACUCAUCCUAACGGAACAGUGUGGGAGUUGACAGACAGUCGGCUUCCUUUGAUUAUAACCUAUCUUAACCAUAGGUGUUCAUCAUUUAUCGGUAUAAUUAUCGCUGUAACAUGUCUUAUUGUGCUUCUGGGUUGCUUUUCUGUUGGAGCUCUUGUUUAUCAUUUUAGAUGGAAACUACGAUAUUUGUAUUACAUGAUCCGAGAACGAUACGCAUAUCAGAGAAUACAAACUGGGGAAUAUCUUUAUGACGCUUUUGUAUCUUAUGCAGAAGAAGAUCGUGGUUGUGUUGUUGAAUAUCUAAUUCCAGAACUUGAAGAAAAGGAUACGUUUAAACUGAAUAUCCAUCAUCGAGAUUUUCCUGCAGGGAAGCAGAUUGCUGAAAAUAUAUUGUUUGCUAUCCAAUCGAGUCGAAAAUGUCUUAUUUUACUGAGCAGGAACUUUUUGGCAAGUGAAUGGUGUAUGUUUGAAUAUAACAUGGCUAAAAUGGAAUGUGUCCACACUGAAAGAGAUUUGGUAAUUGUCAUAAUGCUCGAAGAAUUCUCUGUAGAAAUUCUACCUCUACAAUUACAACAUCAAGUCAAAACACAGAGUUAUAUAUGUUUUCCAACGGACAACGCGAAGACAAGUGAUGUUUUCUGGAAUAAUCUUAAAAAGUGUAUACGAGAAGGUUAAUAACAGUGUGAUCGAUUUUAAUUAUAUUUCAAUUUUUAAACGGUAUCACCGUAAGAACAUUUUGUAAUUUUCUUCUUUGUACAUAUGUAACAAAACUUUAAAUUUCUGCGCGCGCACGCGUUUAUGUGUGUGUGUGUGUGUGAGAGAGAAAGUGAGAGAGAGAGAGAGAGAGAGAGAGAGAGAAAGAAAGAGAGAGAGAAAGUGAGAGAGAGAGAGAGAGAGAGAGAGAGAGAGAGAGAGAGAAAGAAAGAGAGAGAGAAAGUGAGAGAGAGAGAGAGAGAGAGAGAGAGAGAGAGAGAGAAAUUUCUUUAUAGAAUAUGGCUAUUGCGUUCAGUAAAUAUUCAUUAUAACCUUACCUUUAACUUUCAUUAACAAAAAAACAUGUUUCUUUGUAUGUACUCGGAGUCAUUUGUUUAUUUUCAAUAUCAAUAUUUUGCUGAUCAUUGUAUAAUUUGUUGUAUGUGCUAAUUGCUAGCGAUUGCAUAUUACCAACUUGUUCAUUGUUUUCUUUCUAUAAUAUAUUUUAAAUCGAGGAAUCCGUUUUUGCAAUGUUUUGCCCUCUGCGAACUUUUGACAAAUAAAAAUUGUAUAUUUGAAACCGCA
Molecule: messenger RNA, 3242 nt
Organism: Octopus sinensis (East Asian common octopus)
Lineage: Eukaryota; Metazoa; Mollusca; Cephalopoda; Octopoda; Octopodidae
Product: toll-like receptor 4
Exons: 3
Coding region: 165-2639 (824 amino acids)
Biological process (GO): immune response; toll-like receptor signaling pathway
Cellular component (GO): membrane
Molecular function (GO): transmembrane signaling receptor activity; protein binding
Source: RefSeq, a predicted model, not a curated record